Molecule: messenger RNA, 2365 nt
Organism: Aureobasidium pullulans EXF-150
Lineage: Eukaryota; Fungi; Ascomycota; Dothideomycetes; Dothideales; Saccotheciaceae
Product: transcription initiation factor TFIID, subunit TAF5
Exons: 3
Coding region: 7-2199 (730 amino acids)
Biological process (GO): transcription initiation at RNA polymerase II promoter
Cellular component (GO): transcription factor TFIID complex
Molecular function (GO): RNA polymerase II general transcription initiation factor activity; protein binding
Source: RefSeq, a predicted model, not a curated record
CCUGACAUGUCAGGAGUACCGCCCCAGCCGCAGAGGACGGCCAGUGUGGGUCCUCAAAAUGUCCCUCCACCAACUCCCCAUCAGCCUCCGCAGCAACCUGCACAACCUCAAUCACAGCAGAAUCUGAAUCAAAUUGUACUGGAGUAUCUUGCGAAGAAGGGCUACAACCGGACGGAAGCCAUGUUGCGCAAAGAGAGCGCGCAUGCUGACUCCGAAGGUCGACCAAUCAUCCGCCGAGCUGAAGAUGCCGGAGGAGAAAUGUACGAAAAGGCCUACGAGCUUUUGCUGAGAUGGGUCGAAAAGUCUCUGGACAUCUACAAGGACGAGCUCGGUCGAUUACUAUGGCCCGUCUUUGUGCAUUCAUUCCUUAAGCUGGCCGCAGAAUACUUUCCUCGUCAAUGCGCCGUCUUCUUCAAGGCCUACAGAGAACCCUUCGAAAAGGAGCAUCAAGACGACAUUCGCGCUCUCCAAGCUAUCAGUCUGCCCGAGCAUGUUCAGAAUAAUCACAUCGCAAAGCUCUACCGCGAAAACCACUACAGACUCACAAUAACCGACCUGGCAUACUCGGCUUUGAUCCAAUUUCUGGAAGCACACGACACCGAGGGAGGCUCGGUAAUUCUUAAUAUACUCCAACAUCACGUCGAACUAAGGCAUGUAGAUCGAGUGGCCUCGGGUGCGGAGCGCAGUCUUGCAAGGAUACUCGCCAAACAGCGAGGCAUCCAAGACGUGCCUGCAGAGGACGAGGGUAUUCCUGGCCACAACCCUGGAUCAGCAAAUACAGAUCGCAAUGCGCCGCCAGUCUUGGCAAAACUCGCGCUUGCGCCAAUGCCUAUGGAAGCAGAUCUGAUGGAAGAUGUGAAAGCAGAGCUACAAGAGCAUGACUCGUUGCAUCCUCCAGCCGCUGGCCGCAACACGCUCGUCGAAGAGUUUGAGCAGCGUAUCAAACAAGAACCCAAUGACGACGCGCCUUCACGCGAUCAGAUCCCGUUCCCUCCUUCUCUUGCUCGCGACGUCGCAAUGGAAGUUCAAAGGAUCAAAGAGAACCGCGACAGAUUCAAAAUUGAGAGCAGAACAGACGGUGUCGGUCCGGGUGUCAGUGUGACCAUGUUCACUUACCACAACACCUUUGACAGCAUCAAUUGCAUCGAGUUUUCUGGCGACGAGAAGCUCGCAGCUGUGGGAACAGCAGAAUCUUACAUCCGUGUCUGGUCGUUGGACAACAAACCUCUCAUUUCUCCGCUCGAUCCCCCCGGUCAGCAGCCCUCUUCAUCACGCCGUUUGAUAGGACAUUCUGGCCCAGUGUAUGGCCUUUCAUUCUCACCAUCCAUCGCACUCCCAGCAACAGCCGCGCAAUCCAACGCCAACGCCGACGACUCCCAAUCUUCACCUUCUCAUCCUCGCUACCUUCUUUCAUGCUCCGCAGACAGCACUAUCCGCCUGUGGUCGCUUGACACCUUCACCAACUUGGUUGUUUAUCGCUCCCACACUUCUCCUGUCUGGGACGUGAAGUUCUCUCCCUUCGGCCACUACUUUGUGUCAAGCGGCGCCGACAGAACAGCGCGUAUGUGGAGCACCGCACAGAUUGCGCCGCUUCGACUGUUUGUGGGACACGACAGCGACGUUGAAGCUAUCUCAUGGCAUCCCAACUCAGCCUACGUCUUUACUGCAGCAGGCAGCCCAGAUCGCAGCAUCCGCAUGUGGGACGUGCAGCGUGGUAGCGCAGUACGUCUGUUCACCGGCCACACCGGUAACGUGACAAGUCUCGCCUGUGCGCCCAAUGGCAAGCUCGUUGCUAGUGCGGACGACCGCGGCGAAAUCUUGCUCUGGGACCUCGCAACCGGCCGUCUAGUAAAGCGUAUGAAGGGCCACGGCCGCGGCGGUAUCUGGACACUGGACUGGAGCAUCGAGAGUACAGUUCUCGUCUCCGGUGGCGCCGAUUGCACAGUCAGAGUCUGGGACGUGCAACCACCAACCGUGUCGAACAGCAACGACGCCAAGGCCCUCGCCGACGGAGGUAUCAACGGCAAGGAUGGCGGCCCAGGUGCUGGAGGUGCAGCAAACAACAAGAAUAAGAAGGCCAAGGACGUCGUCGUCUCGCCUGACCAGAUCAGCGCCUUCCCCACCAAGAAGAGUCCUGUGUACAAGGUCAGGUUCACGCAGAUGAACUUGGUCAUGGCCAGCGGCGCAUAUCUCCCUUAGUGAACGAGAACUGCAAAAUGAGACCGUACGGCAUGGCGUUCUUUUGGUAAAGGCAUGGAUGGAUGGGAAGGGACUUCUUAGCUGUAGUAUAUCAUAAGAUGGCCAAAACGGAAGAAGGACAUGAUCCAUAUGGCAAGAUGAAUAAACAUGCAGAAUUAAUCAGACA